AUGAUUCUUACCCUCACUACUGCUCAAACUAGUUUGGGUAAAAUCCUGAUCCAUGCUGAGACUGGAAGGACACUCUACUACUUCACAAAGGACACUCCACACCAAGAUUCAACAUGUUAUGGAAAAUGUGCUGUUAUCUGGCCACCCUUAAUCGGAACACCAUUAGCUGACCCUACCCUCUCCGGAGACGCUGAUAUAUCCUUGCGAACUGACAACACCACCCAAGCCACAUACAAUGGAAUGCCACUCUACUACUACUACCUAGAUACCAAGGCUGGUGAUGUCCUUGGUGAGAAUGUAGGCCAAGUGUGGUUUGUCUUCCGUGAGAACACUCUAAGCUUCAACAAGAUGGACCGUAGCUUGAUCACAGUCGACCAGAAUGGACGUGCUAUUUACUUCAAUGGUGCUCACAAACCCUACACCGCACCAUCGUGCAUUGAUGGAUUCGUCCAGAGCUCUGACAAGCAGUUCCAGGUCACAAUGAAUGGUUACCCUCUGCACUACCACGCAGGCGAUUCGAUUCCAGGCGAGUCCAAGGGUGACGACAUCAACGGAUUCUUCGUGUAUAGCCAUAUGUUACUCCAUACUUCUAAGGUCAAGGUGGCCGUUUUCAACCUCUCCUCCGACCCAUGUGCCGGUGCCUCCACAUGCCAGUUCAGCAACAGUUGCUUCAAGAAUGAGACCAAGACCGAUGCCAGUGGUCAAUCCACCGUCAAAGUUCUUCUGCAUGAUCGUCAACCAUGGUCCUCCAGCUUGUCACAUCUCUCUCAAUUUUAA
Messenger RNA from Acytostelium subglobosum LB1, 777 nucleotides. RefSeq lists its product as hypothetical. The transcript has 2 exons. Bases 1 to 777 code for a protein of 258 amino acids. Lineage: Eukaryota; Evosea; Eumycetozoa; Acytosteliales; Acytosteliaceae. Gene Ontology annotation, biological process: alkane catabolic process. The record is from RefSeq and is a predicted model, not a curated record.